This is a messenger RNA of Miscanthus lutarioriparius, 792 nucleotides long. The record is from the annotation of a GenBank genome assembly. NCBI's taxonomy places the organism in Eukaryota, Viridiplantae, Streptophyta, Magnoliopsida, Poales, Poaceae.
AUGGCGCCCAAGCUCCCCGCCGUUCUCCUCGCUGCCUGCGCCGUCAUCCUAGCGCUCGCCACGCCGCUGCUCGCCGGCGACCCCGACACGCUCCAGGACAUCUGCGUCGCCGACUACAAAUCGCUCGAAGGCCGUGAGUGCAUCGGCCAUUUCACUUUGUUCAUCCUACAUUCCUACAUGUGCAUUGGCGUUGCAUUACUGAUUGGAACGAACGUGUUUGUAAUAAUUGCCCAUUCAGCGCUGCGGUUGAACGGGUUCCCUUGCAAGCGCAAGGCGAAUGUGACGGCGGACGACUUCUUCUUCGGCGGGCUGGGCAAGGCCGCCGACGUGUACUCGGACAACCCGAUGGGGUCUGCGGUGACGGCGGCGGACGUGGCGGUGUUCCCGGGGCUCAACACCCUGGGCGUGUCCAUGGCGCGCACGGACUUCGCGCCGUCGGGCGGCGUCAGCCCACCGCACGUGCACCCGCGCGCCACGGAGAUCCUCUUCGUCGUGGAGGGCACCCUCGAGGUGGGCUUCGUCACCGCGGCGGCGAACCGGCUCUUCAGCCGCACCGUCGGCAAGGGAGAGGUGUUCGUGUUCCCCCGCGGCCUCGUGCACUUCCAGCGGAGCGUCGGGGACGCGCCCGCCGUGGCGAUCUCGGCGUUCAACAGCCAGCUGCCUGGCACGCAGACGGUCGCCGGGGCGCUGUUCGGCGCUGCGCCGACGGUGCCGACGGACGUGCUGGCGCGGGCGUUACAGAUCGACGGUGGAGUGAUCGAGAACAUCAAGUCCAAGUUUGCGCCCAAGUAG